Molecule: messenger RNA, 1575 nt
Organism: Effrenium voratum
Lineage: Eukaryota; Dinophyceae; Suessiales; Symbiodiniaceae
Source: the annotation of a GenBank genome assembly
AUGGCGCCCUACAACGCCAAUGAGGAGGUGGCCCCGCCCUUCCAGACCAUGUAUUUCUCCAACGAGUUCAUGAUGAAGUAUGAACCUUUGGCCACGGCCAACCGCAGGCUCAUUGAGGACAAGAAUGACACCGAUGCACAGAAGAUCUAUGAUGAGCACUUCCCCUUGUACAAGAACUACGAUUGGUGCAGCUCCUGGGACGGGACCAAGUACGACUUGGUCUUCUACGGGGUCUCUGGGUACACCGGAUAUCUGAUGAUGGAGUACCUGAAGCGCGUGUCCCUGAAGCGCACCGCGGAAAGCUUCACCUUUGCCUUCGCCGGACGCACGCCUGGGCGGGUGCAAGAGCUCAGGGAUCGGGAGUUCGCCGGCACCAUUUGGGAGGAUACCCCAGUGAUGCAGAUGUCUUAUGACGACCCUUACUCCAUUAUUGACCUUGUGAAGAGUGCCAGGUGCAUCAUCAACGUGGCGGGCCCUUACAUGCUCACACAGGGAGAGCUUAUGAUCGAUUGCUGCAUCACCAUGGGAGUCCACUAUUGCGACAUCAGCGGAGAGAUCCCCUGGUCCCGCCGCAUCACACCCCUGCACCGCUACGCUGAACGCAACGGGGCCUUCAUCAUCCCCUCGGCCGCGUCUGCGGGUGGGUUCCCCGACUUGUGCACCUUCCUUUGUGCCAAGAAGGCACGGGAGGACUACGGGGAGGAGCUCCGGAAGGCCAUUUGCUACGUCAACGGCGGCGGCGCCGUCGCCACGGCUUCCGGCGGUACGCUGAAGACACGUGCCACCAUGGCCUCGGGCGGCGACGACACAAGGAAGAUGAUGGGAGAUCCCUAUGCUUUGGGCGGCUUUGUGCCAGAUCGCGAUCGACAUGGUGUCAAGUACUGCAACAUCGAGUUCGGCACUGGCAAGGUGACCACCAAGGUGCGUGCCGAGGAUUUGGAUGCGAACAUGUCCAAGAUCUCCGAAGACAAGCACUUGGGCAUUUGGCGCGGACCGAAUGUGUACUCCUAUUUUGACACGCGCAUCGUUCGGCGCUCCAACAUGCUUUUGGCGGACAUGGGCGGGAAGCCGUAUGGGAAGAGCCUGAACUUCCUGCAGUUCUCUGUGCUGCCGACGGAGAUGCUGCUCCAGGCGAAGGGCGCUGGUGGUGGCGCGGGCGGUGGCGCUGGGGGCGGUGCGGGCGGCGGUGCUGGCGGAGGCAGCGUGGAGGCGGAGAGGAAGGCACUAGAGGCCAAAGGUGUCUACUACAAGGCCGGCGAAGGCCCGCCCUUGGAAGAGCUUGACGAUGCCUGGAGCGCCUGGUUCCUGUGGUCUCAGACAAACAAGGGCCGCGAGAUUCAGUGCGAUUUCAUCGGGCGGGACGGCUACUUUGAAACUGCCCGCAUCGCUGUGGAGACGGCGAUGACUCUAGUCUUCGACAGGGAGGUGCUGCCCUUCCGCGGUGGCGUGCUGACCCCGGCGGUGGCCUGCGGAGAGGCUCUGGCCAGUCGCCUCAUCAACAGUGGUGUGAAGUUCAAGAUGGGAGGCUGGCAUGGUGUGGAAGAGUCGGGGCCCAAGAGCCCACUUGGGCCAUGA